Messenger RNA from Phascolarctos cinereus (koala), 2423 nucleotides. The record is from RefSeq and is a predicted model, not a curated record. Lineage: Eukaryota; Metazoa; Chordata; Mammalia; Diprotodontia; Phascolarctidae.
CACGCCCCACCCCUUUCCUGAGUUCGCCUCCUCCGGUUCAGAAAUCUGGUCGUGGUGACUGUCAGCCUCUUGUGCGCUCAGGAGCCUCCCCCGCGCUUGCGGUUGGAGGGGAUGAGGGCCCCGGAGAGAGGCCUGAGCGCCGGCAUCGGGCGGCCAUUUGUGGGGCACCCGGUGACGUUCAGGGACGUGGCUGUAGACUUCUCCCUGGAAGAAUGGAGAUGCCUGAGCCCUGCCCAGAGGGCCCUGUACAGGGACGUGAUGCUGGAGAACUAUGAAAACCUGGUCUCCGUGGGGCUUCCAGUGUCCAAACCCACCGUGAUCUCCCUGUUGGAGAAAGGAGAAGCACCAUGGAUGCCCCAGGCAGGAGCCCCCAGAGGCCCCUGCCCAGAUUACCUGAGUUGGGAUGCUAGGUGUGAAACCAAGAAUUCAGUUCUGACUGAGGGCAUUUACCCAGGAACUUUGGCCCAAGAAAGAUUGCCAAUGGAUGGUAACUGGUAUCCCAGGAUUGGAGAAUCUGAGGAGUGGGAAGUUAGGUUAGAGAGACAGGAGGGCCACCAGGAGACAAUGACUCUUGGUGGUACAUUUGAUAUGGUGAGUGUCCCUGAGGUAGGUAGGUUUGUUAGACAUUUUAACAUGGAGCCAAUCUUUUUUCCACAAUGGAGAAGUGACAUGGAAGAAAGAUUCCGUAAGUGUAAUACAUUUGGAAAGAAAGCCUUUGGCAAGAGAUUAAAUCUUCAUGGACAGCCGAAAAGUCACAGUGGAGAAAACUCUUUUGAAUGUGAUGUGUGUUGGAAAAUUUUCUGGGAUAGAGAAGCACUUAGUAAACAUCAGAGAACUCACACUGGAGUGAAAUUGUUUGAACUUAAUGAAUGUGAAAAAGGCUUCAGUGAUAGGGGACCACUUACUGGACAACAGAAAUCUUCUGGAAUGAAACCAUUUGAAUGUAGCGAAUGUGGGAAAUCAUUAUCUUCAAGGAAGACCCUUACUUACCAUCAGAGAAUCCACACUGGAGUGAAGCCCUUUGAAUGUGAUAUAUGUGGAAUAGGAUUUAUGCGAAAGGAAUACCUUAUUAGCCAUCAGAGAAUCCACACUGGAGUGAAACCAUUUCAAUGUAAAGAAUGCGGUAAAGCCUUCUUUCAGAAGGGAAAUCUUAACAGCCACCAGAGAAUUCACACUGGAGUGAAACCCUUUGAGUGUAAUGAAUGUGGCAAAGCCUUCUUUCAGAAGGGAAACCUUAAUAGGCACCAGAGAACUCAUACUGGAGCGAAAAUCUUAGAAUGUAAUGAAUGUGGGAAAGCUCUAACUACAAGGAGAACCCUUAUUAGCCAUCAGAGAAUCCACCCAGGACUUAAACCUUUUGAUUGUAAAAUAUGCGGGAAAGCCUUCUUUCGGAGGGGCAACCUUUAUAGGCAUCAGACGACUCAUACUGGAGUGAAACCUUUUAAAUGUAAUGAAUGUGGGAAAGCCUUCCGUCAGAAGGGACAACUUAAUAGCCAUCAAGGAACUCAUACUGGAGUGAAACCUUUUGAAUGUAAUGAAUGUGGGAAAGCCUUCUUUCGAAAGGCACAUCUCAAUAGGCAUCAGAGAAUUCAUACUGGAGUAAAACCCUUUGAAUGUAAAGAAUGUGGGAAAGCCUUCAGUGAGAAGACAUACUUAAUUAACCAUGAGAGAACUCAUACUGGAAUGAAACCUUUUGGAAUGUGAAAUGUGGGAAAGACAUCAUUUGGAAGGAAUACUUCAUUCAUCAUCAGAGAAUCCUCACUGGAGUGAAAUCCUUUGAGAGUAACGAAUGUGGGAAAAAGUCUUCAUUACAGUGACAACCCUUAUUAGCCAGCUAGAGGAUCCACACCUGAGUGAAACCUUUUUAAUAUAAUGAUGUUGAAAAGCCUUCAUUUGGAAGAGAUCCUGUAUUAGCCCUUGGAAGAUCUGUAGUGGAGUGAAACCCAUGGAAUGGAAAGAAGGUAGAACAUAUUCAGGAGAGAACUCAAACUGGAAUGAAAUCUUUUGAAUGCGGUAGGUGGGAAAACAUUCUUUUUGAAAGGAAUAUCUUAUUACCCACCAGAAAAUCCACACUGAGUGAAACCCUUUAAAUAGAAUGAAUUUGGGGAAGUUUUUAAGCAGUGAAAGACUUUGGGUUUUCAUCAGAAAACUAAUGUUGGAGUGAAGACUUUUGAAGGUAGUGAAUGUAGGAAAACCUUCAUUGACAGGGGAACAUUUAUUAAACUUCAAGACACUCAUACUAAAGUGAAUGAAUGUGGGGAUACAUUUGACUAGAGAGAAAACUUUCUAAUAUGAGAGAAUUCAUACUGGAGAGAAACUUUUUCAAGUAACUAUAAAUAUAUACUUAUUUAAAUGUAGCAAGUUGAAAUGUAAUCUUCAUUUUUUGUAGUUUCUUGAGUAAAAACAUGUAACAUUAACUUUCA